UGAAGACUCGUCCUUAGAUUCGUAUCGUAGAAAAAGAAAAGAUGAGUAAUUUCAUGGAACAAGGAGAAAUUGUCUUGUUUGUUUGGAAAAUUAAUGUUGCCGGUACACAAAUAAUUAACGAAUAUAUCGAUCAAACAAAUUAUUCUACUGGAAAGGGCAUUCAGGGAUGUUCAGAAAUAAAUUGAAUUGGCUGUCAGUAGUCAUUUGUUGAGUGAACGAGGAAGAUUCAUAUUAAGUAAGAGAUUAUUUAAAAUGGCUGGGCCCCUGAAGAAACAAAUCGCGUCUCGCAAAAAGGCUCCUCAGAGAGUGGAACUAACAGAGGAUCAGAAAUCAGACAUAAAAGAGGCUUUCGAUCUCUUCGAUCCAGACGGCACGGGAAAAAUUCCAACGAAAGAAUUGAAGGUUGUCCUUCGUGCCCUUGGCUUCGAGCCGAAAAAGGAGGAGCUGAAGAAGUUAGUGAGUGACGCCGAUCCAGAUGCCAUUGGAAAGCUCUCCUUUGAAGAAUUUCUCAACAUAAUGACCCUGAAAAUGGGGGAGAAGGACACGAAGGAGGAAAUUCUGCGAGCAUUCAAGCUCUUUGAUGACGAUGAUACUGGUAAAAUAACAUUCAAGAAUCUGAGGAGAGUUGCCAAGGAGUUGGGGGAGAACUUGACUGAUGAAGAACUGCAGGAGAUGAUUGACGAAGCAGAUAGAGAUGGAGACGGAGAGAUAUCGCAGGAGGAGUUUAUGAGAAUUAUGCGAAAAACCUGCACCUUCUGAUUCCACCUGAGAUUAUCUGAUAAUUUUCGCGAUUGUGAUUUUAUAAUUUUAGUCACUAAAAAUCACCAGCCUGAUUGAGAAUUAAUGAUUCUGUCCAAUGCAACUGAAUGAUUUUGUUUCGCGUUUUUGAUUAAUCAAUAUUUUUUUGUAUUUAUUCAUAUUAAUUAAUAAGCAAUGAAAAUAUAUUUUUUGGACGAUAUGAAAA
Molecule: messenger RNA, 964 nt
Organism: Diachasmimorpha longicaudata
Lineage: Eukaryota; Metazoa; Arthropoda; Insecta; Hymenoptera; Braconidae
Exons: 2
Coding region: 253-759 (168 amino acids)
Biological process (GO): centriole replication; mitotic cell cycle
Cellular component (GO): centriole; centrosome
Molecular function (GO): calcium ion binding
Source: RefSeq, a predicted model, not a curated record